AUGGAGGGCGAUUGCUCACCGUAUUCAGACGGCAGCAAUAGCCAUCAAGCUGUACAACUCCUCACUUGGGGGAAGGAGGAGAAACCGAGGAAACCACCUCCACCGUCGAAAACAGCAGCUUCCAAGCCAGAACUCCCCAGCGCUGAGAGGAAGCCUCAUCUCCCCCGGCCAGAGGACAGAGGCGACAAGCCCACUCCAGAAGCCAAACCCUACAAGCCCCCCGCACCCAACCCACACAAGAAGCCGGUCCCUCUUCCACCCAAGAAGCCAGAGAAGCCCAUUACUCCCUCGUUAAACCUCAAGCACAAUGGAGAGGUGCCUCCUACACGACCAAAGUCAGAGUUAGAGCCAGUAUUGCCAACGAAACAGAAAACGCUGUCUGGAGACUUUGGGGAGAAACCUUCUGAUACAGGAGAUCUGAUGAGUUUUGAUGACUUGUCCGGAGCCUCCGAGAAACUCACUCACCCAACGGCUAACAGACCAAAGAUGCCUGGCAGGAGGCUACCGGGCCAGUUUGUCACGGGACAAUCGCCUCCGAAGGACGUGGCUGCAGAGAAAUCCUUCAAGUUUGAUGAGGAGGAUAGUGCCAAACCCAAGCCAACAGAACACAAAAAGCACUCGCAGCCUUCCAACCAGUCUCCGCCCCUCCAUAGGCCCUCUGAAGCCAAGCCCACCCCCAACAUGGACACCAUCAUCUCACAGAACAGCAAAUUCCACGCAGAGCCGGAGGAGCAGAACGAACUGAAGUACCAGAUAAAAGAGCUGCUGUUGUCUGUGGAGCUGCUCAAAGCCCAGCAAAUGAAAGAGAUAGCAGAGCUGCGACGAGAGGUGGAUGAGGAGCGGCUGAAGCGCUUAGCCCUGCAGAUAGAGGUAGAGAAGUUAAAGCGGGUCAUCCAUUCAACGUGAAGCGUUCCGUCGGAUCAACAGCAAGCCUGAAGCUCAGCUGCCAGCCUGCCGAGUGUGGCGGCGGCCAUGGACCGGCGGCUGAUGGGAUGAAGAGACGGUGGACAAUCCAACCAACCUCCUUCUCCACAAUCUUCAAAAAAAAAAAAAAAAAACUCUAACAAAAUUGGAAAAACCUUUUUUUUUGCACAUAUCUUUUUUUUUCAAGCUAGGUGUAAUUGACAGUUAUGCUGUAUGUUUCUGUGUUUUGUUAAUUUUGCCAACACAAAACAGAAUAACUGAGGCCUUACUUCAAACUACUGUGCUGGACGGCUCCGCCCCCUGCUCUCUGCUCGCCCCUCCAGCAUUCCUUUGGGGGACGGGAUUGCUCUCAGAACUACUGACUGCCCAAAGCAGAGGCUGCUUCUCCUCAUCUAGCUUCCUUUCUCUCGUUUUAUGAUGCACACAUCUUUGAUUCUCCUUUUUUUUUUAAAAGUUGGAUCUAUGAGCUGGUUUGAGUUGAGAUCUUGGGAUUCAAAUGGUUUUUCUUCCAUGGCAGCUGUCUCUUUGUGGCUGCAGAGCUUUAUGGGGCUUUUUUGCUGUUUUUUUUUUUUUGUCUUAUGUUUUCUAACAAUUCUAUCCAGGGUUACACUACUGUGCCUGCUUAAAUACAGAAACUAAAGUAUAUUAAAUGUUUAUAAUUGGGAUCAGGAAGACUUGCAUCAUGAUUAUUAUUGUAUAUGUAUAUUUUUAAAUCUAUGGAUUUGUCAAAAUCUAUAUAGUGGGCCUUUUUCUGUGCUGGUCUCUUCUAUUUUUGUGACACUUUCUCUGAGAAUGUUCUCAUAGCUAUAAUAUAUAUAUAUAUAUAUAUAUAUAUAGAACACGGAUGUGCAAAAAAAAAAAGAAAAUUGUAAAGUUGGAAGGAAUCAGAGGGGUGUGAGCAUCUCUUGAUCCAAGGUGAAUCAUCUGAUUGGAUCUUUGUCUUCCUGCUGGUCCCCUCCUACGUCCCCAGUACAGGAGAUAAACAAACUGGAAGCUCAGAACGGCAGCAAUAAAACACAUUCAAACACCGACGGUUUGAUGGUUUGAUUUGGCAGCACUGACUGCAGGUGAAUGCAAAGAUCUCCAACCACUUGGAACGAGCAAACAUUCGUCUCGGUGUGAAGAUUGAUCCUUCCGUCUUUAUUUCUCUUCCUUUUUUGGACAAUUAUGCUGUUUUUUUUGUUUGUUUUUUUGUUUUAAAGCAGACAAACUUUUUUUGCAAGUUUCAAAGUUUGUACUUUUCAUAGUUUAUUCCAACUCUAUUGUAACGAGAUGGAUUUAAACUGCUGCAGGUUAUUAACGGGAGGUAGUUUUCAGUCCAACUGGAAAAAAGGAAACACGCAAUUAUCCCAUUAGUCCAUCAAAGCGUUGGCCUCUUAACCUCUGAGAAUGGAUGCAUUUAUUGAAUAAAAAAAAUAAAAACCUCAGUUUAAAGAUCUCAGUCAGCUAUCAGUCAGGAUAAAACUAAAAUACUGUUUCACUUCUGUAUUGUUUUAUUGGUGUACUGGUGAUUGAAUCUCUGUACAAAAUAAAUCUAACCUGAACUUUUAAACCAAGGCCUUAAUUUUCUGCACUGAGGAAACGUUUAAUAUAAGAUUCUCGCUGUAUCAUAUUUAAACACACAAAAAUUGAGUUGUAGUUAUUUACAAGACUGCUAAAAUAAAGCAAUCCAUUAGAAUCUAAACUGGAAAUAUGAAAUCCACCAGAGGGACAUGUUGGAGCCUUCUUUCAGCCAGCUGACCAGCAGUGAGGUAUGAGGAGCUCUUUAAAGGGACCUCCGCUGCCCAACAUCCUCUGAAAUCUUGUGAAUAAACUUUAAAGACCAAAUUUGUGUAAAAGCUGUUUCUAACGCCAUCUCUAUUGGGGACCUAAUUCUGCCUUCAGGUUCCUCGUCAGGCUAAUUUUACUCCUCACUGCUUGUCAGACAGAAAGUUCUGGAAUUUUCUGCUAUUCAUGGUUGGAAUCAAAAAGCUGAAAAAGAGAAUCACAAACUGUAUUUCCAACCUAAGCUGUAGUAAUGUUUUAGCUCCAGCUAAAAUGCAUCUGCUUCCCGUCUACAGCACAACAGUACGGUGUUUCUUGUAAAGCAUAUCUUGGUGUUCUUACUUUGAUUUCACACUUUUGGGCUGCAGAGUGUUUUAGCCACGUGAAAUCUGACCACUCUGAGUUCAACAUUCAUGCAGUGCACCGAUGACGCCAUUAGGCACGUUUCCUUUGUGCUCUCAAAGACAAUUACCUGCCUGGAAAUUUAAUGAAAUAAUGACUUUGUUGGCAAAGAGGAACUGUACCAGAAAAUAGCUUCCACUUGUUCUACAUGGAGAAUUCUGUUUACAAAAGUGGUAUCUUUGCAUGAGCUGAUGUUCUUUGCAGAAAUGAAUAAAUAUCAUCUCUA
Molecule: messenger RNA, 3316 nt
Organism: Cyprinodon variegatus (sheepshead minnow)
Lineage: Eukaryota; Metazoa; Chordata; Actinopteri; Cyprinodontiformes; Cyprinodontidae
Product: CD2-associated protein-like
Exons: 11
Coding region: 1-906 (301 amino acids)
Source: RefSeq, a predicted model, not a curated record